This is a messenger RNA of Bombina bombina (fire-bellied toad), 4522 nucleotides long. RefSeq names its product beta-1,4 N-acetylgalactosaminyltransferase 2-like. Gene Ontology annotation, cellular component: Golgi membrane. The transcript is spliced from 11 exons. Lineage: Eukaryota; Metazoa; Chordata; Amphibia; Anura; Bombinatoridae. Gene Ontology annotation, molecular function: hexosyltransferase activity. Bases 139 to 1593 code for a protein of 484 amino acids. The record is from RefSeq and is a predicted model, not a curated record. Gene Ontology annotation, biological process: UDP-N-acetylgalactosamine metabolic process; UDP-N-acetylglucosamine metabolic process.
GAUCAUGACCGUCCCCCACGUGAGUCAGACAGUCAGUGGAGGAGAGGCGAACCGUGAGGAGGAGGUAGGAGCAGAGCAGGUGCACAGCAGAGAGAGUGGGAGUCGCAGCAGAGUGGGAGUUUGGCACCGACCAAGGAAAUGAAGUUGAAGACAUCAAUAGCUUUAGCGCUGCUUAGCAUUUUGCUUUUAUUAUCAUACAAGACUUACAAAGAGAAGAAAAGGGACACAAAAACAGAAUUUAUGCUUAAAAUAUUACCUAAUGAGAAAAUCUUACAAAAUUUCUCUUACACUGGAAUUGGCCUUUUUCAUGGCCAUGCUUGUUCGUGCGAGAAUAAAAGUACGGUUAUUCAUCUAAAGGACCGUUUAAACAAGGAAGAUGGAACUAUCAAAGCACGGAGGGAUAAGGAGCUAAAACACUUCAAGAAAAGGUACGGAUCUGUAAAUAACAACGUUCUGAUAGCACCAUUGAACUUACCCCUAAGCUAUCCUAUCCAUGGAACUCAGGUCAUGCCCUUACACACUAUCUUUUUAAGAGGUUUAAGCGUCUAUGAAGAGGGGAAUCAGAAUUACGAGGUGACCCUGGAAGCUUCUCUAGGGACAUUUAACACAUUUGCUGAUGUCCCUGAAGAACAGGUUGAGGGAAGAGGAAACAAUAAAAUGACAAUAUCUACUCCAUAUUUACAAGUUCUAAAUCACAUCCUUCAGCACGUUACUUACACCAGCACAGUGUUUGAUAUUGAUGCUACAGACAUAGUGCAUUUCAAGAUGGGUAACCACAAGGCUUCAUUUCCUGUGAUGAUAAAACAGCCCCCAAUGCCAUUUUUAUUCGACUCUGGACCUGAUCAGAAGAUAAGUUCAUUGGUCACCAUUACUACCAAGACAUUUUUGCGCUACGACAAAGUGCGACUUUUAAUUAAAAGUAUUCGUGAGUUUUAUCCGAACAUCACAAUCAUUGUCGCUGAUGAUAAUGAGAUCACAGAGAAGAUCGAAGAGCCGAAUGUUGAACAGUAUUUCAUGCCAUAUGCAAAGGGAUGGUUCGCUGGUAGAAACCUGGCAGUGUCUCAAGUCACUACAAAAUAUUUCCUGUGGGUUGAUGAUGACUUCUUCUUCACAAAAGAUACAAAAAUUGAAAAAUUAGUACAGGUCCUAGAGGAAACAGAUUUGGACUUGGUUGGGGGAAGUGUAGAUAACACUGCUUUCAAGUUCAGAAUCGUGUACCAAGAAGGAGAUGAAGAGGGUGAUUGCCUUUAUAGAAGAGACGGUUAUUACCACAAUUUGGAAGGUUUCCCGAAUUGCGUGGUAGCAAGCGGGGUAGUGAACUUCUUCAUGGCUCAUGCGCGUCGUGUCCUGGCAGCAGGAUUUGACCCUAAACUAAACAGGGUGGCUCACUCAGAGUUUUUCGUAGACGCAUUCGGAAGCCUAAGAGUUGGUUCUUGCAGCGACGUAGUAGCUGGUCACCAACAACGCACUCCAGCACAAACGGACAAUGAGAAAAAAUAUGUUGUGUUUCGACAAGAUACUCAUGAACAAAUGAACUUUAAAAUGAAUUUGCUUUAUUUUAAGCAUAAUCUGAAGUGCUACACUUAUAAAUGAUUUUCACAAUUUUUUUUAUUUUUUUUACAGGGACCAAAUAUUAACUAUAUUUUAAUCAUUUACUUGAGUAACAUCAAAUCUACUCUCGUAUAAUAGUUUAUUCAGAUUUAUUAAUUCCACCAUAAAUUAUUGAUAUUAUUAUAAAUCAUAUAUCUCAUUGGUUCUAUCUCACAUCAAUUAUAAAAAAGCACUCAUGUGAUUAGUUUACUCUAGUCCUGAACAAGACUGGUCAAUCAAUUUGUUCAAUCAGUCAUUUCAACUAAUAGAUAAAGUUUUAGAAAAAUAUCUAUUCCAUUGUGAAAUUCUAGUGGAUAAAUAGUUUGAUACCAUUAGUAUCUCAGUCCUUUGAUAAAUAACUAGCAGUCUACUUGUCAUUCAAAUAUGUCACCAACUGAAGAAGAGCAAGUUAUUCUUUGUUAUUAUGUGGUGUUGUCUUCUCUGUCUUUUGUUCUGCUUGACUUAUACAUUCUAUGUUUAUAUAAGAUAUGUUUGUAAGUGAUAUUGACAUAGCUCACAUGUACAGCUCUAACAUAUACUGAUUGCUGUCUUUAUAGUGAUUAUAAAUAGAAAUACCUUGCUAUUGUAUCCUAUAUGGAACCAUUGUUAUCAGUGUUGGUUCUAUGAGGGUGAGUUGUGUACAAAAUAAGCCCAAGCUUUUUCUUUGUGCCCCUGUUGGGCUGAGGAAAAAAAUAACAACCCUGGAACAAAAUGCUCCAAUUACAGAACACCUGUAACUCCACCUCCACUCACCCUGACUCCUCCCACUGUCUUGCGGAAAAUAUACUUGUUUUGUUUCUGGCAACAUGGGCAGCAGGUUUAUUUUUGGUACCCAAGACCCAUGAGAAGUGCUUAUCCCUUUAGCCCAUGAGAAGCGCUUAUCCUUUUAGCCCAUGAGAAGCGCUUAUCCCUUUAGCCCAUGAGAAGCGCUUAUCGCUUUAGCCCAUGAGAAGCGCUUAUCCCUUUAGCCCACGAGAAGUGCUUAUCCCUUUUGGGGGCAUAUUUAUCAAGCUCCGUAUGGAAGUUAUGAAGCAAAGCAACGGUCUAAAGAUCGAAUACGAUCGGGUUGAUUGACACCCCCUGCUAGUGCUCGAUUGGCCGCAAAUCUACAGGGGGCGACAUUGCUCCAGCAGUUCAAAAGAACUGCUGGUGCAAUGAUAAAUGCCGACAGCAUAUGCUAUUGACAUUUAUCGAUGUGCCGCGAUGUGCAGCGGACAUGAUACGUUACUUCGUAUCAUGUCCACUUGCAAAUUGAUAAAUAAACCCUUAUAUCUUCUCUGCAAGGAUAAAGCAGCUGUAUGUGGGCUGUGCUGGGUGAGAUGAACAAAUGAUUAUAUAUAUAAGGCAGUUAUUAACCCAUGGACUAGAUACAGCAGAAAUCUCUAAUACAGAGACUAAAGCAUUGUAUGGUUACGGCACAUUUGUUGUAGCGACUUUUAUUGCCCUGAUUAUUCUCACAACUCAUUUACUUAGGGACAGUACGGUAUAUGUGGCACAAUAAAUAAUAAUUACUAUUACUAGCCAUCAGGGGGAGUUUCUGACCUAUCUAUAUAACACUGGUGCCUGUAUUAAAUAGUUCCAAGUAUUAUAAACUCCCUAAACCUAACCACCAUUGAUCCUAUCUUCUAAGUCAGUUAACCCUAACCAUUAACAUCAUCAUGAUCUUUCCAGAAUGUAUACAAGUGUAAGGGCUACAAAAAAAUUAGUUAUAUCUACGAGCUGGAAGGAAUCCCACAUUAAACUCAUCAAUAAUUUUUAUAUCACCCCAGCACGUCUAAUGAGAAUGUUUCCAGCGCAAUUAGUUAGAUGUUCUCGGUGUUCCUAUCCGAAAGCGGAUGUCCUCCAUAUGUUCUAUUUUUGUCCUAAAAUGUUGCAGAUUUGGGAGAAGCUUACUUUCUGGAUUAACAAACUAUACAAGACAAAUUUAUACUUGUCACCUGAAUUGGUUAUUCUUUUAAAGACACAAAUAAUUAAUUUAGGUAUUCAAGAUAAAGUACUAAAUACACUUAUACUACUGAUAAGACACCUUAUAGUAAAGAACUGGAAAGCUACAGUAGCUCCUCCUCUCUCCAUGAUAAUAAAAGAAAUUCAAAACCAAAUCAUUUUUUAAUCUUAUCACUUGAAGAGUGCUAAGGAAAAUAAAAUAAAAAGAUUUUUACUAGGAUGGUUACCGAUAAGUAAAACAUAUACUCUUCAGAUUCAGAAAAAGAUUCUAUACCCCUUUCUAAGCACUGAGUCAUUUGCUGAAUUGGUUGUCCUAGAUGAAUUUCCAGCUGAUUGGUACUCACUCCACAGACAGGGUUAGUACCCAGGAUUCGUAAACUUUAGAGUAUAGAGAUAUGAGAACUUAAACCGGUACUACUAUUUCUCUAAAUACUAGUAAUAAGUAGGGGAGGGAGAGAGGGAGAGAGUUCAGGGGACCCCUUUCCUUGCCCAGUAUCCCUUUUUUUUUUUUUUUUCUCCUUUGUCCUUUUCAGGCAGAGGGUCCACAUUGGAUAAAUAUAGUGAGGGUGGAUUGACCAAAAGCCAAAUGAAGAUGGUUGCUUUUUUAUUUGUGGUUUAUUUAAGUUAGGCAUGUUUGUACUUACCCCCACACAAGAGAGUAUACCUGGAUUAGAAUGUCAAGAUGUUUAACCUUGUUAGAGUUGAUUAUUGCAUCUGUAUAACAAUACCCCUUGUGGUUUUUACUUUUUUUUUUCUUCUCUCCCCUUCUCCUUUAUAUAAUGUGAAAACUCCAGCAAUAUUAUGAUAGAUUAUAAUGAUAUACCUGUUUAGUUGCAAUGUUAAAAUCAAAGGUAUUUACAAGGUAAUUGUAUUAUUUCUUUGCGAUUUCAUUAUGUGUUUCUUAUGUUUGUUUGUUUUUUAGCAAGGCAUUAAUUCUGUUUAUAUGAUUCAUUGCUGGCGAUAAAAUAAAGAAUAUAAAAAAAAAAAA